This is a messenger RNA of Dalotia coriaria, 321 nucleotides long. RefSeq names its product protein dj-1beta-like. Bases 1 to 321 code for a protein of 106 amino acids. The transcript has a single exon. Gene Ontology annotation, cellular component: nucleus; cytoplasm; mitochondrion. NCBI's taxonomy places the organism in Eukaryota, Metazoa, Arthropoda, Insecta, Coleoptera, Staphylinidae. Gene Ontology annotation, biological process: response to oxidative stress; glyoxal metabolic process; glycolate biosynthetic process. The record is from RefSeq and is a predicted model, not a curated record.
AUGGCUAAAUCUGCUGAGGUUGGGGAGAUGCUUAGAGAGCAAGAAAAGAAGUUUAAAAUUAUCGCUGCCAUUAGUGCUCCAACUGUACUAAAGGCGCAUGGUGUUGGAAAAGGCAAAAAUGUCACUUCAUAUCCAGCCAUGGAGAAAGAAAUGUCUGAGUGUGGAGAUUAUAAAUAUAAAAAUGAUGAUGUAGUUGUGGAUGAAUAUUUAAUUACAAGUCGUGGACCUGGUACAUCAUUUAAAUUUGCUUUCACUGUUUUGAAGCAGUUAACAGAUGAUAUGAAGGCAUCUGAAAUUGCAAAACGCACGCUGUGCUUGUAA